Molecule: messenger RNA, 123 nt
Organism: Soboliphyme baturini
Lineage: Eukaryota; Metazoa; Nematoda; Enoplea; Dioctophymatida; Soboliphymatidae
Source: the annotation of a GenBank genome assembly
AUGACGUCCGUCGAUGACAGAAGGGCGCAGGAUUGCACCCUUCCCACGCCGAUGUGUGCUCAGGACUUUUCCAGAAUCCUGAAAGAGCGCGAGGCGAUGUUUAACCAGAAGAGAGCCGCUGAA